Chelonus insularis is the source of this 6577-nucleotide messenger RNA. RefSeq names its product inositol hexakisphosphate and diphosphoinositol-pentakisphosphate kinase. Gene Ontology annotation, cellular component: cytosol. Gene Ontology annotation, biological process: inositol metabolic process; inositol phosphate biosynthetic process. Bases 247 to 5847 code for a protein of 1866 amino acids. The record is from RefSeq and is a predicted model, not a curated record. The transcript has 24 exons. Lineage: Eukaryota; Metazoa; Arthropoda; Insecta; Hymenoptera; Braconidae. Gene Ontology annotation, molecular function: inositol hexakisphosphate kinase activity; diphosphoinositol pentakisphosphate kinase activity; 5-diphosphoinositol pentakisphosphate 1-kinase activity.
AUCGACAUAAAAACAAGAUGUCCGUAGACUAACUAUGUUUUUGAGGAUUUGAAAGAAUACAAUAGCUUUAUAGAGAUUUUGUUAGGUUUUAUAAUACCAGUGCAGUCAAUAAUCCUUGAUUUAAACUCACAUUUGAAAAGUUUUUUCUGUAAUAUCUAAGCAGAUAUUUACUAGAGAUAGCUAGAGGACAACGUUAUUAGAUUGAAAAGUGGAAAAUUUUGUGUCAUCAAUGAGAGCCGAUCUGUCAUGUCUUACACUGAACUGGAACAUGGUUAUCAGGAUCUUCGGAGUACAAGUCGUCCCAUCUUCUACGUAGGAGAUAUUGGUUCUGUUCAGCCUAAUUUAGUAGGUGCUGUGUCACCUUCAGUAUAUCGGUCGUCUAAACGCGGCGAACUGUCGGACGAGUGCGUAAGCGAAGAUGGGUGUACUGCUGGGAAUGAUCUCGAGGGUGAGGGUAAGCAAGUCCUGGUGGGAAUUUGCGCGAUGGCCAAGAAAUCUCAGAGUAAACCAAUGAAAGAAAUUUUAACUAGACUUGAAGAAUUUGAAUACAUAAAAAUUGUCGUCUUUUCUGAAGAAGUUAUUUUAAAGGAACCAGUGGAAGAUUGGCCUAUUGUUGAUUGUCUAAUAAGUUUUCAUAGCAAAGGAUUUCCAUUAGAUAAAGCUAUUAAUUAUGCAAAUUUAAGAAAACCGUUUAUUAUUAAUAAUCUUCCAAUGCAAUAUGACAUUCAGGAUAGAAGAAGAGUUUAUGCAAUUUUAGAGAGUGAAGGUAUUGAAAUUCCACGCUACGCUGUUCUAGAUCGCGAUUCUGCUGAUCCAAAACAACCCUUUUCAGACCAUGAGCUUGUGGAAUCAGAGGAUCAUGUGGAAGUCAACGGAGUUACUUUCAAUAAACCUUUUGUUGAAAAGCCUGUUUCCGCUGAAGACCACAAUAUUUAUAUUUACUACCCCACUUCUGCUGGUGGAGGUAGUCAAAGACUUUUUCGCAAGAUAGGAAGUCGUAGCAGCGUUUAUUCACCAGAGUCUCGUGUCCGAAAGACGGGGUCUUAUAUUUAUGAAGAUUUUAUGCCUACUGAUGGAACUGAUGUAAAAGUUUAUACUGUAGGACCUGAUUAUGCACAUGCUGAAGCUAGAAAAAGUCCUGCACUCGAUGGAAAAGUUGAAAGGGAUUCUGAAGGCAAAGAAAUACGUUAUCCUGUUAUUUUAAGUAAUGUCGAAAAGUUGAUCAGCAGAAAAGUUUGUUUAGCUUUUAAACAAACUGUUUGUGGUUUUGAUCUUUUAAGAGCUAAUGGAAAAUCAUUUGUAUGUGACGUUAACGGCUUUAGUUUCGUAAAAAAUUCCAAUAAAUAUUAUGACGAUUGUGCUAAAAUAUUAGGAAACAUGAUUUUAAGAGAAUUAGCCCCAACUUUACACAUUCCUUGGAGUGUACCUUUUCAACUUGAUGACCCUCCGAUUGUCCCUACAACUUUCGGAAAGAUGAUGGAAUUGCGAUGCGUCGUCGCAGUAAUAAGGCAUGGAGAUCGAACUCCAAAACAAAAAAUGAAAGUAGAAGUACGCCAUCCAAAAUUUUUUGAGAUUUUUGCCAAAUAUGACGGAUACAAACACGGCCAUGUGAAAUUAAAACGACCUAAACAACUACAAGAAAUACUAGAUACGGCUAGAAGUUUAUUAUCAGAAAUUCAACAUCGAGCAGCUAGUCCGGAGCUGGAAGAGAAGCAAGGGAAAUUAGAGCAACUUAAGAGUGUUUUAGAAAUGUAUGGUCACUUCUCAGGAAUUAAUCGUAAAGUACAAAUGAAAUAUCAGCCAUGUGGCAGACCUCGAGGAAGUUCUUCUGAUGAUGGUAACAGUCACAAUAGACGUAGCGAGCCUUCACUGGUGCUAAUUUUAAAAUGGGGUGGUGAAUUGACGCCUGCUGGAAGAAUCCAAGCAGAAGAAUUGGGACGUAUUUUUCGGUGCAUGUAUCCAGGUGGUCAAGGUAGACACCUUAGUGGUGAUUAUGCUGGUGCUCAAGGUCUUGGAUUGUUAAGACUUCAUUCAACAUUCCGUCAUGAUUUAAAAAUUUAUGCAAGUGAUGAAGGAAGAGUCCAAAUGACUGCAGCAGCUUUUGCCAAAGGUCUCUUAGCACUUGAGGGUGAACUUACACCCAUUUUGGUGCAAAUGGUCAAAAGCGCUAAUACUAAUGGACUAUUAGAUAAUGAUUGUGAUAGCAGCAAAUAUCAAAAUAUGGUAAAAACAAAAUUACACGAGUUAUUACAACAAGAUCGUGAAUUUACUAAAGAAGAUAGAGAGCAGAUAAAUCCUGGAAAUGCAUUAAGUAUUAAUGAUGCAUUAGACUUUGUAAAAAAUCCUGUAAAAUGUUGUCAACAUGUUCAAAUGCUUAUUCAUAAACUUAUGGACAUUGUAAGAUUAAAAAGAGACGACCCAAAAACUAAAGAUACCAUUUUAUAUCAUGGAGAAACGUGGGAAUUAAUGGGUCGACGUUGGGGCAAAAUCGAAAAAGAUUUUUGUACUAAAAAUCAAAGGUUCGAUAUUUCCAAAAUUCCAGACAUUUACGAUUGUAUAAAAUACGAUCUUCAACAUAACAAUCAUACGCUUCAAUUUGACCAUGCUGAAGAAUUGUAUAUUUAUGCUAAGUAUCUUGCCGAUAUUGUUAUUCCGCAAGAAUAUGGUUUGACUGUACAAGAAAAGUUAACUAUUGGUCAAGGAAUUUGUACUCCAUUACUUAAAAAAAUUCGUGCUGAUCUACAACGUAAUAUUGAAGAAUCCGGUGAUGAAACGGUCAAUCGAUUGAAUCCUCGAUAUUCUCAUGGAGUUUCUAGUCCUGGAAGACAUGUGAGAACAAGAUUGUAUUUCACUAGUGAAAGUCAUGUUCACUCUUUAUUAACAGUUUUGAGGUAUGGAGGAUUGUUGGAUGUUGUUAAAGAUGAACAAUGGCGACGUGCCAUGGAGUAUGUCAGUAUGGUUUCAGAGCUGAAUUAUAUGUCUCAAAUUGUUGUUAUGCUUUAUGAAGAUCCAACGAAAGAUCCUAGUAGUGAAGAACGCUUCCACGUAGAGUUACAUUUUAGUCCUGGAGUAAAUUGCUGUGUACAAAAAAAUCUACCUCCUGGUCCUGGAUUCAGACCACAUUCACGAAAUGAAAGUAGUCAUAAUCUGCAGGAGACAACAUCUCAAUGUAGUCAGAGAAUCGAAGAAGAAGAAGAUAGUGAAUUGGGUCCUUUAGAUGAUGAUUUAUCUAGUCCACAACACACAUCAGACCAUUCAUCUCCACCACUAGUUGAAACAGAAGAACAAGCAGAUUCAACCCUCGGAAGUCCUAUUACCAGUCGGGCCAUUGACAUGAUGGACUUAGAUCCCAAUAUGAUGGAUGAACCUUAUGACAGCGGAUUUCUUCAAAGCUCUGCACCUAUUCCUAUUAGUGCUAGGACAGUAGCGGGACACGAAGCAGCGAGAUUAGGAAGCCAGUUAGCUGAAAGCCAACGACAAAGACGAGAGCGGGAAGCAUCCGGUAUAUGUGAACCAAGAGCAAGGAGUUAUGAUUAUCAAAGUCAAGAAAAACCGGAAAAAACUGCAGACCAACUGCAGUAUCAAAGUCUGGAUGCAGUCAAUCGAGAAGAUUCGUCUACUCGGUCGAUAAAUUCCCGCUCGGUAACUGGAAAAAACCCAUCUUUCCAAGCGAUGAAGGCUUCAAGAAAUUUUUUGGGAAUUCCGGUUUAUUUACCACAUACUCUGAGCUCUCCGGAUUUGCCAUCACCUAUUGUGGAAUCUAUACAACAAUCAGGACCUUUGAUAACGCUCCACAAUACAUCAUUAGGUUCACCAACCAAAAUACCUACUAUUCAACUAAUCCAAGAGUGUCCUUCGAAAAAUCGUGCAAGAAGAUCGCAAUCAACUUUGACUCUUUCACAUUUGGAAAUCCCUGGUGAGUUUAAGGAUCAAAGUUCGGGUGUUAAAAGCUCGCGAUCCCUCUCACCAUGUUUUCAACAAUGUCAUUGUUACAACUGCAAUGUUUCCGAACUAAUUCACCAGGAUUUAAGUCCCUCAGAGCGUUUGAAUUUACAUACUUACUUUACUCGUUCAUUAUCACGGAAAUUUACAAAUUGUUCGUGCUACAAAAUUGGUGAUUUGGCAACAUUAUCAACUAUCAACAGCAACAACAUCAACAAUAAUCCAUCGCGAUUAAAAACUAUUUUUAUGAACCGACAAAACUCAUUACCGACAAUUUAUUUACCGACCGAGUCGGCUACGCAUGUUUCUUUUUCUUUAAACCCUUUUCUGUAUGAUCAUGAAUGUGACACGAAUGCUAUUAACUUGGGAUAUCAUUAUUUAUUGGCCACAAAUAUUAAUGACUGCAAGCACGUGCAUAAUGAUACAAUUAUAAAAUUAAAAACAUCCUCCCCAUCCAAUUUCCAAACGCAACGAUCCUUCUCAUCCCCAGACACACGACCUACAAUCAUUCAACCAAACCCUACCUGCACAGCAAGGCGCCAUCGUCACAGUAUCUCUGGGCAGAUGAGUUAUUUCAAACUGUUGGGAUACAAUGUCAGCAAAAAGCUUACUGGAUCAGCUAAUAGUCUAUUCAGUACGGCAGUUAUCAGUGGAUCUUCCAGUGCUCCCAAUCUCAAAGAUAUGGUACCAGCUCAUGCAUCAGCAGUUGCGGCUAUUGAAGGUUUUGGUGGAGUACCACCAAUAAGACCGUUGGAAACUCUUCAUAAUGCACUUUCUUUGAAACAACUUGAUUCUUUCCUGGAAAUGAUGACGAGUGCUCAACUUUUUAAAACUCCUGCAUCAUCACCACCCAAAAUUCCUUCACCAGGAAUUAUGAAUCCUCAUUCUUUGGUUCCUAAUCUUACCAUCGGUUCGAUCGGAGAGUUUGAUUCUGCCAGAUUUAUUGGUCCCGGUGGAUCAUUUAAAGGUCCUGAAAAUGAGAAUGACCUUCGUAAUGUUUCAUCCCCAACAAGUCCAAAUAGUGUUGGAUGGAGUAGCGGACCACAGUCAUUCUUAUCCGAGCCAUCAUCACCAGCACCGACUUCUGCUGGUGGAAGUAGCAUGUCCAUGAGUUUAAUUAGCAAUGACGGUAGUCAGCCCUUCACUGCACCUAAAUUUCCCACUCCUUCAUGCUUAGAAAUGAACUUUACUGAUUUUUGUAUGGCUAUGGAUCAAGACAGUCGUGAAGGAGGUCGUGGGAGUAUUUCUUAUACGGACUAUUACAGUAAUGAAGAUGGAAUAAUUAGAAAAUUAAUUCCUCAAGAGGAAAAACUAGAUAAAGAUCAAGGAGAUUAUGAUGACGAUCACACCUUAACAUUAAAGCAGACUGAAGAACAGAAAAAACACGAUUUGAAAUCUAUCUUUGAAUCAAAAGACACUACAAAAGUUGAAAGUUAUAAAAAAAUUGGAAGGUUCCGAGUUGAAAGUAUGGAGAUAUCAGAUGACGAUGUUAGAAUUAAAGAAUCAGAAUCAUUGAAUUCAAGUAAAUCGUUAGAGAAAUUACGAUCUAUAUCACCAUCAAAACGAUCAGAUGAACCGAAAAAAUACAAAAUGAGUUCAUCGACUACAAAAACAAAAAGGGGAAAAAUAAUUUCUAGAUCUCAAAGUGUCUCUAAUCCAACACAGAGUGACGCAUCUACUAGUAAAGCUGAUCAAGAUAUUCUACCUCAUCAUUAUUCAUCAAUAUCAUCAACAAAAUUAGGUGCAUUUUCAACAAUGGCCCGAGACGAUUUAGAUGAUUGGAAAAAGAAAGCAGAAGAAAUUGUAUCUGUACCAGUUGUUUUACCUAUGGAGACAACUACUCAGCCGAUAGUUACUGUUGCUCCAAAUACUAAAAAUAAUCCGAAAUGUCAUUAUUGGCUUUGAUAUAGAUAAUACAGAAAAAAAAUAGGCAAAAAUUAAUAUAAUAUAGUUAAUAAACUUUAACAAAUGAAUGUGUCAGCGACUUUGAAAAAUACAAUUUUAUUAACAUCAGCAUAUUAAAAUUCAUAGGCAUUGCAGAUGAUUAAUCAAUGUAAAAACUUGCAAUACAAAGUUUUUAAAUUUGCUUCAUAUGCUUUUGUAAUGUUUUUGAGAACAAAAAAAAAUAGAAUAGCUGAUUGUUGAAUUGAAAAGAAGAAAAGAGAAAAAAAUGUUUAUGACAUUCCUGUGAUGUUAUUUGCGACUUAAUAUUGUAUUAAUCUUUACAAGUACCUGGAAUACUUAAAGAUCUGAAAAUGUUGACAUAGCAAAAAAGGAUUUGAUUCAUUGUUAAGAAAGAAAUGGAAUAAAUGAUGAGAUGAUUUAGAGUAUAAAUAAUCAUUGAUAAACGCAAAAAGAGAAUAAUUUUCAAUUAAAUUUUAAAUUUUACAUUAGAAUCUAAUGAAAUAUUUAUUUUCACUUAUAGAUUAUACUUGAAUAAAUCAAUAAAUAAAUAUGGUUUGUUGAUGUUGAAAAUUUAAUAAGUCUUUCUUUAUUAAAAACAUAUAUCUUCAGCUCUAUGUCUUAUUGGAUAAUUAUAAAUUUAUUUUGUAUUUCGUGGCCAUAUUAAUGUUAGUUUUGCUACAAAAUUUGUUUUGUCAAAAUUCAUCUUAAACAAUUGCACAAUAGAUGUGAA